GACAACGAUUCUACAACCCACAAUCUACACUUACAGAGUCGCGCAUUGAAGCCUCACGAUGUCCUACAAUUCACGCAUGAGCAUGGCUCCCCCGCCAUCUCAGCAAAAAAGCCGUGUCACGAAAAAAGAAGAAGAGAGCGAUGCGUUUAUGCGCCUGCCCGACAAAGAAAUCGCAGGAUGUAUCAGCGAUAUUGGGGUCCCCUUCACCGCCGCCGACCUCCAGAAACCGAAUCCGCUCCAGAUCCAGCAGAUCUUCCAAUGGUUCGCCGAGCUCCUCAUGAACGCGACGCACGACACCAUCGGACCUGCCAUGCGCGCGGCCGCCGAGGAUGUCUGCGGCGAGUAUAUGGAUGUGGUUCCGUCUGAUGUGCGCAACCUGAUGGGAUUCUACAUGUCUCUGCGCAAGCUGCUGCAGGAGUGCGGGGUGCACGACUUCUCGUUCCAGGACCUGCAGAAGCCGACACACGAGCGCCUGAGCAAGAUCUUCAGUUACAUCAUCAAUUUUGUGCGCUUCAGGGAGAGUCAGACUGGCGUUAUUGAUGAGCAUUUCAACAAGACUGAGACGACGAAGGGGAGGAUUGAGACGUUGUAUAUGGAGAACCAGGAGAUGGAAGCGCGGCUGGAGGAGAUGAGGAGGAACCGCAAGGCGAUGGAGAGUCACGUUUCGGAGAAGGUGAAGCGCAAUCAGGAGUUAAAGCAGAGGUUGAGGGCGCUGCAAGUCAGCCAGACAGAGGUGAUGGCAAGAUACGACGGGCUUCAGAAGAAGAAGGACGAGUUGACGCACGUGUUGGAAGACAAGACGGCGACGGCGAUUAAUCUGAGGCAAGAGAGCGGGAAGUUAAGGCCAUACGUGUUGCAGAGCCCUGCGGCACUGCAGGCUACUCUGACGGACUUGGGGGCGUCACUGAGCAACGAAAAGGCACAUAUCGAUAGUCUCGACCGCCGCGCAAGAGCGCUCCAGACGAGCACCGAUACCUUCGGAGUCGUAUCAACAGAUGUCGCCUCUGUGUCUAAGAUUCUUGAGGAGACGGCAGCGGAGCUUCAGAAGGAGGAUGAGGAGAAUGUCAAGAACUCGCGGCAGCGCGAUGCGCUGUCGGAGCGCGGGAACAACGUGCGCGAGGUCGAGCGUGAAGAGUCGCUUCUCAAGAGGCAGCUGGCGAAGUACAACGAGCGCACAGAGAAACUGCGCGAAGGGAGUCGGGAGAAAGCUCAGGCGGCGAAGGAGAGGAUGGAGGAGUUGAGGGCGGUGCAUAGAACGCUGACGGAGGAGAGGGGAGAUAAGGGACGAGAGAUGGAGAGGCGGAGGGUGAGGAUCGAGCAGACUGAGAAGAAGAUGGUGGAUCUGAAGGAAAACAUUGAGAAUGAGAUACACACUGCGCACGACGAAUUCUUGAAGAUGGACUCGCACAUCAAGCUGUACAUCACGGAGAUGGAGCAGUCGUUGUAGGAUCUUGGUCCGUUCGGGAGAAUGUUGGGGGGUAGGUAUAAACAAGGAAUUGGGCGGCGUUUCGGGGAGCGUAAUGUUCUGGGAAUACCUCUGGAUACUGCUGUUGCUUAAGUUGCAGGUUAGGGGGAUUGUGUGAUACCUUGUUAAAGUUGAAUGAUAAUGAAUAUAUGGACU
Molecule: messenger RNA, 1621 nt
Organism: Pseudogymnoascus destructans
Lineage: Eukaryota; Fungi; Ascomycota; Leotiomycetes; Thelebolales; Thelebolaceae
Gene: NUF2
Product: kinetochore-associated Ndc80 complex subunit nuf2
Exons: 3
Coding region: 59-1447 (462 amino acids)
Biological process (GO): kinetochore organization; mitotic spindle organization; meiotic chromosome segregation
Cellular component (GO): kinetochore; Ndc80 complex
Molecular function (GO): protein-containing complex binding
Source: RefSeq, a predicted model, not a curated record